AUGGCUGCCACCACCACCAGCAUCCGCCAGUUCUCAACCUCCGGCUCCGUCAAGGGCCUGAGUGUGCCUGGCGGGGGUUUCUCCCGGAUGUCCUCCAUCCGGGUUGGGGGAGCCUGCCGGGCCCCCAGCCUCCUGGGAGCCGGUAGCUGUGGCAACAUGUCGGUCACCUCAUCCCGCUUCUCGGCGGGUUUAGGAGGAGGCUAUGGCAGUGGCUACACCUGCAACCUGGGUGGGGGCUUUGGGGCCAGCGUUGGUGUGGCAGAUGCCCUGCUGGGGGGCAGUGAGAAGGAGACCAUGCAGAACCUCAACGACCGCCUGGCCUCCUACCUGGACAAGGUGCGCGCCCUGGAGGAGGCCAACGCAGACCUGGAGGUGAAGAUCCGAGAGUGGUACAAGAAGCAGGGCCCGGGGCCCGCUCGUGACUACAGCCACUACUUCAAGACCAUCGAGGACCUGCGGAGCAAGAUCCUGGCAGCUACCAUCGACAAUGCCAGCUUUGUGCUGCAGAUCGACAACGCCCGCCUGGCAGCUGACGACUUCCGCACCAAGUACGAGACGGAGCUGAACCUGCGCAUGAGCGUGGAGGCCGACAUCAACGGCCUGCGCAGGGUGCUGGACGAGCUGACCCUGGCCAGAGCUGACCUGGAGAUGCAGAUCGAGAACCUCAAGGAGGAGCUGGCCUACAUGAGGAAGAACCACGAGGAGGAAAUGAACGCCCUUCGAGGCCAGGUGGGAGGGGACGUCAGCGUGGAGAUGGACGCUGCCCCCGGCGUGGAUCUGAGCCGCAUCCUGAAUGAGAUGCGUGACCAGUACGAGAAGUUGGCAGAGAAGAACCGCAAGGACGCCGAGGACUGGUUCUUCAGCAAGACGGAGGAGCUGAACCGCGAGGUGGCCACCAACACCGAGGCCCUGCAGAGCAGCAGGACAGAGAUCACAGAGCUCCGCCGCUCUGUGCAGAACCUGGAGAUCGAGUUGCAGUCCCAGCUCAGCAUGAAAGCGUCGCUGGAGGGCAGCCUGGCCGAGACAGAGGCGCGCUAUGGGGCCCAGCUGGCCCAGCUGCAGGGGCUCAUCAGCAGCAUUGAGCAGCAGCUGUGCGAGCUCCGCUGUGACAUGGAGCGCCAGAACCACGAGUACCAGGUGCUGCUGGACGUGAAGACGCGGCUGGAGCAGGAGAUCGCCACCUACCGCCGCCUGCUGGAGGGCGAGGAUGCCCACCUGGCCACUCAGUACUCCUCGUCCCUGUCUUCGCAGCCCACCCGGGAAGCUGUGGUGACCAGCCGCCAGGUGCGCACCAUCGUGGAGGAAGUCAAGGACGGCAAGGUGGUCUCCACCCGCGAGCAGGUCCACCGCUCCACCCACUGA
Cynocephalus volans (Philippine flying lemur) is the source of this 1362-nucleotide messenger RNA. RefSeq names its product keratin, type I cytoskeletal 42. The record is from RefSeq and is a predicted model, not a curated record. Gene Ontology annotation, cellular component: cytoskeleton. Bases 1 to 1362 code for a protein of 453 amino acids. Gene Ontology annotation, molecular function: structural molecule activity. Gene Ontology annotation, biological process: epithelial cell differentiation; intermediate filament organization. Lineage: Eukaryota; Metazoa; Chordata; Mammalia; Dermoptera; Cynocephalidae. The transcript has 8 exons.